Molecule: messenger RNA, 1837 nt
Organism: Benincasa hispida (wax gourd)
Lineage: Eukaryota; Viridiplantae; Streptophyta; Magnoliopsida; Cucurbitales; Cucurbitaceae
Product: RNA recognition motif (RRM)-containing protein
Biological process (GO): mRNA splicing, via spliceosome
Cellular component (GO): precatalytic spliceosome; catalytic step 2 spliceosome; U2 snRNP
Molecular function (GO): RNA binding; metal ion binding
Source: RefSeq, a predicted model, not a curated record
CAUCAUCUUCUUCUUUCUGCACCUCUUUCUAUGUUUCACUGUUUCUCGUCUCCCAUCGACCGCAGAUCGGUCACCCACCGAGGUUUCUUUCUUCUCCGUCACUCCCUCCAGCGGCCACACACCGCCACGCCAACCCUUUCUUUCUUUUCUCUUCAUCUCAGCCGUUGCCAUUGUCGGUCGUCGGCAUACCUUUGUAUCAUUUUUCUUUCUUUUUCACUAUCUCUCGCAACCUCACUCCGCAAGCUGCCGUUUGCACGAUGCUUCCAUCUCGAGGUCUAUCGUGGUGAUCAAAGUAUUUUUUGCCCAAGGGAAACAAAUAAUUUCGAUUUCGAUUUCGAUUUCGAUUUUGAAGUGAACUAUGAAUCCUCUAACCCUAGUCAAACGCAUCCAGAAAAUCAACGCUCAAGAGGCCUCGCUUGGGAUUUCUGAGGAAGCUUCAUGGCACGCCAAAUACAAAGAUUCCGCCUACGUCUUCGCCGGAGGCAUUCCUUAUGAUCUCACUGAGGGAGAUCUCCUCGCUGUAUUCGCCCAGUAUGGAGAGAUCGUAGAUGUUAAUCUUAUCAGAGACAAGGGUACAGGAAAAUCAAAAGGCUAUGCCUUUGUUGCAUAUGAAGAUCAGAGAAGUACAAAUCUCGCUGUAGAUAAUUUGAAUGGAGCACAGAUUCUAGGUCGAAUCAUUAGGGUUGAUCAUGUGCAUAAUUAUAAAAAGAAGGAAGAGGAAGAUGAAGAAGAAGAACAAAAGAAGAGGGAAGCUCGGGGUGUUUGUCGUGCAUUUCAAAGGGGUGAAUGUACCCGUGGAGCUGGAUGCAAAUUCUCCCAUGAUGAGCAGAGAGCUGCGAACACAGGCUGGGGGGCGGCAGAAGAUGCAAGUUCGAAAUGGGGGCAUGACAAGUUCGACGAUCGAAAAGAUCAUGACAGAGAAUUGCGUGCAAAGGGAAGGAAAAAUAGUGAUGACUUAGAAAGACAUCCAAGGGAAGCUAGUGGGAGGCUGAGACAGGAAAAUAAACUGAAAGGCUGGGAUGAUAGUAAAGAAUUAGAACUCAAGUCGAGAGAGGAUCAUGACUGGAAAGAUGAAAAGAGAUCGAGACGUCAUGAUCUUGAUGGAAGUCGUGAGCUGAAGUCCGGAGAUGAUUAUUAUAAUAGGGAAGAGAAGAGAUUUAAAAGGAACCAUGAUGAUAAUGGGAAAGAAGAGAAGAGGUUGAGAAAACGUGACGACGACGAGACGAAAUUAGAAGACAACCGCUAUAUGAAGGAAGAAAAUAGAUAUAGAAGGAACCAAGACUAUGAACUGCCACAGCAUUCAAAAAGGGACUACAAUAGGGAAGAGGACAGAUCAAAAAGGCAUGGUGAUGACGAGUAUUGGCCAAAGCGGAGGGAUGAUGAUAGUAGAAGGGAAAAAGAUAUAUCGGUAAGACAUCGCUCAGAAUCACAUAGGAGGGAAAAUCCUGAUGAGAAAAGAGACUACCGAUCCUCUCAUGGUAGAGAUUCUUCAUCACAUUCCCAUAGAGAAAGAAACGAAGACCGUCGUAGAUAAAAUGAAAGAAGACACAGCAGCUCAUCACGGUUACUCGGUUAGUCCUGUCAUGUUAAUUUUCUAGAACAAGUUUUCAACAUUAUUUUGGAACAUAUUUUGGUUUUCUGAUGGCCUGGUCUGUUUCCUUGUAUUGUAAUAGGAACUUUUUUGGCCCCUCACUGUUUGUACCAUCAAAAUGGGCACUCUUUUAUUUGGAAAUCUCUUUGAGUAGAAAAGUUAAGUUCUUGCUGUGACAUGUGAGUGGUUGUAAAGGAUCAUGUAUUAUCUUUGGCUUAAGAAUAUAGAUUAUUUCAGUUGAAAGAA